This is a messenger RNA of Gastrolobium bilobum, 1173 nucleotides long. RefSeq names its product WAT1-related protein At4g08290-like. Gene Ontology annotation, molecular function: transmembrane transporter activity. Gene Ontology annotation, cellular component: plasma membrane. The record is from RefSeq and is a predicted model, not a curated record. The transcript is spliced from 7 exons. The coding region runs from base 1 to 1173 and encodes 390 amino acids. NCBI's taxonomy places the organism in Eukaryota, Viridiplantae, Streptophyta, Magnoliopsida, Fabales, Fabaceae.
AUGAGUGCCGAAAAUAAUAUUGGCAGAUUACGCUUGUUGUUUACUAAUGCAAAACCAUACCUGUUAAUGAUUGGCUUGCAAUUUGGCAUGGCUGGCAAUUACAUCUUGGGCAAGGAUAUUCUUAAUCAUGGGAUGAGUCGUUUUGUAUUCCUUGUCUACCGCAAUGCCAUGGCCACAAUUGUCCUUGCCCCUUUCGCAUUCUUUGUUGAAAGGAAAAGUAGGCCCAAGAUGACACUUCCAGUCUUUCUACAAAUAAUGGUCCUAGGAUUUCUGGAGCCAGUUUUUAAUCAAAGCUUCAGUUACUUGGGGAUGAAGUACACUUCGGCUUCAUUCACAUCUGCUAUUACGAAUUCUGUUCCCUCUAUCACCUUUCUGCUUGCAGUCGUUAUCCGGUUGGAGCUUCUAAAAUUUAAGGAGGUUCGAAGUCAAGCCAAAGUGAUUGGAACAUUAGUAACUUUUGGAGGUGCUUUGCUAAUGGCAAUUUACAAAGGUCCUGGAUUCAACCUUUUUCAUUCUGGAAGCACAACCCAUCAUGAAGAUGGAAGCCACUCCUCCCACCAAACCACUGGAGCUGUUUAUAUACUAUUGGGUUGUGUAGCUUUGUCUUCUUUCUACAUUUUGCAGUCCAUAACGGUAAAAAGAUACCCAGCGGAGCUAUCAUUGGCGACCUUGAUAUGCCUUGCGGGAACAGCGCAAGGUACUGCAGUGGCACUUGUGGCCGAGCGUCACUCCCGGGCUUGGGCCAUUGGUUGGGAUUAUAGGCUCUAUGCUCCUCUUUACGCGGGAAUAGUUAGUUCAGGAAUUGCAUACUACGUUCAAGGGAUGGUGAUGAAAACAAGAGGCCCCGUAUUUACAACGGCCUUUAACCCUCUCUGUAUGAUCAUUGUUGCUGGUUUGGGAUCGCUUAUAUUAGGAGAACAAAUCCAUCUUGGAAGUAUCAUUGGAGGCAUUAUCAUCGCACUGGGCCUUUACUCGGUUGUGUGGGGCAAAGCAAAGGACUAUUCAGACCCAUCAGCAGCUGCAGGGGACACGAAAUCACUGCCAAUUACUGCAACUGAUGAUUCCAAAGUUGAUAUUUCUGACUAUUUCGAAAACCAGCAAUCAGCCAAGCAGAAAUUAGAGGAGCCCAACAAAGUGGAGAAAGAAACAGAGUUGUAUAUUGUGAAGGUUUAA